AUGGCUCCAGUUCAAAGUGGAGGACUUUUGAAACGAAGGCAGAUAAGAACUCCUAGGUCAUGCGCCAUAGCCACCGCUCACUUAUUACUCCAAGUUGUCGCAAAGCAAAGAUGGACGGAUAUCACAAAAGUCUUGGAGCGCAUUCGGAAAGUGGGACAAAGAUUGAUUGAAGCCCAACCAAGGGAAAUGGUCGUGGGAAACAUCGUUCGCAGAGUCUUGGGUAUGAUCAGGGACGAAGCAAAGGAGGACCGCACGGAAGACGUCAGUGAUUCAGCUUCAACCAGUCAAAUUGGGUCGCCCAGGCGUGAGGGCUUCAGCGAUGUGGGACUAUCGAGGCUGACACAGAGCUCACGGCCUCCUUUGAUGACCUCGCAUACUUCUUAUGCUGCUCAGCAUAACGUCCCUGUGCAGCAGUCAAUGUUCAAUCUCUUGUCGGCUGCUCCUUCUCCGGCUUCCACCCCUCCAGGAACCUCGUCUCCUCAUGGCAGAUCUGUGUUGGAUAUGACUUCGCUUGCGAACAAGAUGGCCUCCACCACGAGGGAUCUCAAAGCUGAAAUCAUUAAUGGCAUCGAGGAGAUUAUUGAUGAGCUCGACCAAGUAGAUGAUCAAAUUUCUAGUUACGCGCAGGAACAAAUUUCAGAGAGAGAAGUCAUACUCACACAUGGUACCUCGAGGAGUGUUCAAAAGUUCUUGCUAAAAGCUGCGGAAAAGAGAAAGUUCACUGUAGUGGUUGCUGAAUCGUACCCAAAUGAUCACUCAACAACUCAUUCUACAGUUACAGGAACGGCGGAGCAGGACACCGAGGGCGACUUGAGCACAAAAACAUUUCUGAAACCACUUUCCGCUGCUGGAAUUAUUGUUACUCUUAUAACCGAUGCCGCAGUAUUCGCAGUAAUGCCAAGAAUCACAAAGGUCAUUUUGGCUACCCAUACUGUCAUCGCCAAUGGUGGACUGGUAGCUGCAGCCGGGGCACGCAUCAUCGCGAGAGCAGCAAAGUUUCAUAGAAUACCAGUCAUUGUUGUUAGUGGUAUUUACAAGCUCAGCCCUGAAUAUCCUUUUGAGUUUGAGUCCCUUAUCGAAUAUGGCGACCCCGGAAAUGUAGUUGGAUUUGAGGAUGGGGAAUUUGUAGAUAAGGUUGAAAUCGACAAUCCUCUUUUUGACUAUGUCUCUCCUGAUUUAGUUGAACUCUACAUUACCAACCUGAUCGUCGCAGAGCACUAUAAACCAGAAGAUAUAAAUUUUCACAAACCGGAACUCCAGUUUUAA
Messenger RNA from Sclerotinia sclerotiorum 1980 UF-70, 1266 nucleotides. RefSeq lists its product as hypothetical. Gene Ontology annotation, cellular component: eukaryotic translation initiation factor 2B complex. The coding region runs from base 1 to 1266 and encodes 421 amino acids. NCBI's taxonomy places the organism in Eukaryota, Fungi, Ascomycota, Leotiomycetes, Helotiales, Sclerotiniaceae. Gene Ontology annotation, molecular function: guanyl-nucleotide exchange factor activity; translation initiation factor activity. The transcript has 3 exons. Gene Ontology annotation, biological process: translational initiation. The record is from RefSeq and is a predicted model, not a curated record.